AUGGAGUCCCACCACUACUCAGAGGAGCAGCUCGUGCCUCCCGUGCUCGACGAGGCCGAGCUGAUCGGUAACUCUAGCGCUGACUUCCCCGUCAUCGAGGCAGAGCCUGAAGAAGAACUCAAUCUUCCCUUCGACACGGCCGAACAUCAGCGCCUUUUGAACGACGAGAGCAAUGGCCGGCCGCAACCUCCUCUUACACUGCCAGGACGGCCAGGCCUUCAGCGAGGCAACUCGGUUCCUACACCCGCGCCGCUGCACCUUCCUCCCCCCGCACCGCCUGGGCCUGCUCCAGAUGCCCCACCAACCGAUUCGCUCUCGCUAUCUCAACUACAGAACCUGGUGAGGGGCAUGCCCAAAGUCGAGCCUGCGCCGUACGCUUUCACAUACGAUGACGCGUCGUCCUUUGAGGAGGAGCUGGAGGAGUGGUUCUCAUACGCUGUCGAGGAGCAGGCUAUGCUUCUGAAGACGCAAGCAUCCUUUGCUCUAGAAUGGAGCGCGUGGAACGGGGUGAACGACACAUCAUAUCAGGAGGGAGGACUAGACUGGGCCAAGGCGACCGCCUCACAGCACAAAGAUUUUGUCCAGCACCUGCUUGAUGGCAUCACGCAGCUGGAUCCUGCCUCUAGGUUGAAAAGCUUAGAAGCGCUGGUUUAUGUUGUCCUUGGAUGCUGGCACGAGACUGCAGGCCUUCUCGCGUCAAGUACUGAUGGCGAGACAACAUCGGGACAAGGCUCGAGCGCGGAGCAAGCACAGAAUACCGUUUAUGAAAAGUCCGGCAAGCAAGCGUUUUUGAUCAAGCAGAACGUACAACUAUUAGCCGACAUCAAUGGUUUUCAGGUUGUCGUCGAUGUGUUGCGCUCAUCCUUCUUCAGGGCAUGUGGAGUCGAUGUCACGCCUGAUGCUCCGCGUGAUUCGAAAGAGGCAGAGCGACGUGAGAUCUGGUGUGCCAUGACCGCUGUCUACAUCAUCCUGGAAGUAGCACGCAGCAACGAGAAGACGCAGAAGGACCUGAAACUCAGAAACGCUAUUCUCGAUCUCAACAAACCUGGUCUGCUCAUGCUACUUGUUGAUCUAAUCUCGAAAUUGAGGUGGGACGAGUCGAUCAGCCUUCCGCUCAGCAAAGUCUCCCUGCUACUUUGGAAGACAAUGCUAGUCACCUUUGGUGGCCUUGCUGAAGUUGAAGAAGCAAAGGACUCUUUCAGGGACAAAAGUCGCGAAACUGCAGAUGCCAAAGGACAGCCGCUCAUCACUGCCUCGCCUCUCGACUAUCACCUCUUUCGACAGGAGAUCAGCUCGAAGUACCCAGCGUACAACCCUCCACCCACGCUUUUCCCUCUUGAGCCAGAAAAUAACUCCAUCCUUCCGCCACUAAAGAACCAUCCGAAUAAAGUUGCCGGUAACCACGUCUUUGGGUCUGGACUGGGAGAUGCGAAUGGCAACAGCACCUCCAUUCUACAUCAACCUGUUCAUAUUGCGACCCCAGCACCUUCACCUCCUCCAUCUCCAGCUGGGCCAGGGGGCAAAGGCGGGAAGAAGCAGAACUACCAAACGAAUCAAAUGUUUCCCUUCUUAUAUCCACCACUUGACGAGUCGAGCAACAAGCUUGGAGGAAAGGGUUCGACUGAUCUACAGGAUCUCCUCGUUGGACGCAAGUGGGAAGGCUCUGACAUCCCUGCUUCAAUUUUGGAGGCUGCCGAGUUGUUUGCUAAGCGCAUGAAAGCUACGCGUGCCAUGAAGCAACUGUGGGAAGAACGUGUUGCUUUCAUGAAAUACGAGCGAGGCUGGACAGGCCUAGAUGAUCAUCUCGAUAUCGAAGAGCUCUCACUUGAACCCAAGGAGAACGAAGUGAACACGAGGUCUUAUCCAUCGGGAAGCAUUGAAGAGAGAAUGAACCUGGUGGAGGAGUUCUACCGCAAUGCAUUGCCGAACCUCCAGUCUUUGAUCAUCGUUUUGAUCAAAGCGAUCCUGGCGCAUGUCACCGCGCUCGUCACGCAAUCCAGCGGUGCGAACGGCCUCCAGAGCGGUUUCCAGUUCCAGGACAAUCAGCACGGCACCACAGCCGGGAGGCCUGACAUGAACGGAGUUAAUGGCCACAGCAACACUGUGGCCACAAAUGAAGAGCUUGAUACAAUGCGCACCCAAGAAGUCUUGGACAAGGCCGUUACGGGCACCUUGAUUCUACUACUAAAGUGGUUAAAAGUCUCCCACAUCCUGAAGUUCGAAUACAUCACACAAUUGCUCGUUGAUUCGAGCUAUGUGCCUUUGAUUCUGAAGCUUCUACAAUUGCAGGAGAUCGAGAAAAUUGUCAACGUCAAGAGUGAGCAAGAAGAGCUAAACUUCUUCAACUUCUGUAGAGCUCACUCUAGGAAUGCGCCCGAGGAUGAUGCCAACGAAGAUAGGGAGGCUGAAAAGCACGACUGUGAUUCCGACGAAGAUGAUGCAGUCCCACCCCCGAUACGCAUGUCGAGAGACGACUCGAAUGAUUGUGGAGUUCAACUAACGGCGCCAUCCGCGACACUUGAACCGCCUGAAGUAGAUGAACUCGGCUUUCCGACCAAUGAGCUGCCGGCAGAGCCCAUUACAAACUUCUCCUGGCGGGCAUUUUUCACGUCGAUCAACUAUCUUCGCAUUAUGCAGAAGAUCUGCAAAAACAAAGCGCACCGCAACCUCAUGCUUGUCUCAUAUAAAUCUUCACAGUUUCUCCGCAAAAGCUUGAAGGUACCACAGCCGGAACUCCGCCUCUAUACCCUGAAGCUCUUCAAAAAUCAGGUCCCAUACUGCGGGAGAAAGUGGCGACAGUCAAACAUGCGCGUCAUCACCGCUGUAUAUCUACACUGCAGACCAGAGCUGCGAGAUGAUUGGUUAGCAGGUAGUGACGUCGAUGCCGAAGUUGACGAAAGCGUGCCCCUUGAACAAGCCUUGCGGUCGCUGACCCACUGGCAUAACUUAAAACGAUACCCAGAGAGCCUAGGGGCCAAACCCGGUAUUCUUGAAGAAGAACAGGAUUUCUUUCGGAAGGAGCUUGAGAAAAUGGACUGGGGCGAUGAAGCUGCACACGAUGUUGACGUCGAGCAGACGUGGCCAGAUUUUCAGGUUGAGGGUUGGUGA
Messenger RNA from Cucurbitaria berberidis CBS 394.84, 3108 nucleotides. Its product is annotated as N1221-domain-containing protein. Lineage: Eukaryota; Fungi; Ascomycota; Dothideomycetes; Pleosporales; Cucurbitariaceae. The record is from RefSeq and is a predicted model, not a curated record. The transcript has 4 exons. Gene Ontology annotation, cellular component: cytosol. Gene Ontology annotation, biological process: cytoskeleton organization. Bases 1 to 3108 code for a protein of 1035 amino acids.